UUUUUUUUAAGAUUAAUUAAAGGGAAAUUAUCGUUAAUAGCAUUGGAAUACUGUAUUGAAAGCUCAUAUGCCCUUGUGGUUGCUAUACUAGUUACAGUUUUCGCAAAUGUAAUUUGUGAAUCCCAUUAAUUUCUGGUUUUUUACUCCGGGCAAUCUGAAUUUUCUACUAUAGAAUUUUCUUCUUUUGGGAUUGGUUUGACCUGGGAUUUUUCAUGAUAUUCGUUUGUGUUGAGUUCUUGGUGUGGUGUGGGGGUGAAAUCUUUUUUUGAUGGGAAUUUGUGUAUUGGGUCACUCAUCCUGCUCCAUAUUUUUACUGGGUAUCUAUUAGAAUCUGCAAGGUUUCCCCUUUUUGUGAUUCUUUUGGCAAAUCCUGUGCUUAUAGAGUACUCCUUUUGAAACCCAGAGUUUAUUUUGCUCAAUCCUGGUCUAGGUUAUCUUGAAUUCACAAGAUUUUAGUUUUCACAGAUAUUGCUGCAAUUCUCUGAACUUGUGAGUUGUUUUUGGGUCUCUCUUAAAGUUUUAUGGUUUUACGAGGAAAUGGUGAAUCAUAGUAGUAAUAAUAAUAGUAAUCAAGCAGAUAGGGAUAAGAACCCAUCAACAAUUUCUAAAAGUGGUGGUAGUGGAGGUGGAGGAGGAGCCACCAGGUCAUGGGGUACCACUGUUUCUGGUCAAUCUAUGUCGACAAGUGGUAGUGUGGGAUCCCCUUCCAGUCGGAGUGAGGCUGCAAUGGCAGCUACAGCCAGUGACAGCACAUUCCUCCGGUUGAACAAUCUUGAUAUCCACGGGGAUGAUGCAGGAUCACAAGGGACUGCUGGAAACAGGAAGAAGAAGAGAGGCCAGCGUGCAGUUGGAGGUGAUAAGAGUGGUCGAGGUCUUCGUCAGUUUAGCAUGAAAGUGUGCGAGAAAGUGGAAAGCAAAGGAAGAACUACAUAUAAUGAGGUGGCUGAUGAACUUGUUGCUGAAUUUGCUGAUCCUAACAAUAGUCUUGCAUCUCCAGACCAGCAACAAUAUGAUGAGAAAAAUAUACGUCGGAGGGUAUAUGAUGCCCUGAACGUGCUAAUGGCAAUGGAUAUAAUUUCUAAAGAUAAGAAGGAAAUACAGUGGAAGGGUCUACCUCGGACUAGUGUGAAUGACAUUGAAGAACUAAAGACUGAACGCCUUGGACUUCAAAGUCGCAUUGAAAAGAAAGCAGCUUAUCUGGAAGAGCUGGAAGAACAAUACGUCGGUCUCCAAAACCUCAUAAAGCGCAACGAGCAACUAUAUGGCUCAGGAAAUGCCCCAAGUGGUGGAGUUGCAUUGCCUUUUAUUUUGGUUCAGACUCGUCCUCAUGCCACAGUAGAGGUGGAAAUAUCAGAAGAUAUGCAGCUGGUGCAUUUUGAUUUCAAUAGCACUCCUUUUGAGCUACACGUCAAGGCAAUGAAAUUUUGUGAAAAACCACAAAUUGAUGGUGUGGCGAACAACCCUGCUAAGAAUGCAGGGGAGAGCUCCAGCAUGGCCAAUGUGUACCAACCUCAAAUACCUCAUCCUUCAAGGUCAAGCAUUUCAGGUAGACCUCCGACAUCCCCCCCGCUUCCUGGAAUAUUAAAGGCACGUGUUAAGCAUGAACAUUAGUUUGAACCUAUCAGUAGUGUCAUCUUAUCACAUCUGUAUAUUGUGUAAAAAAUGAAAAAUGGUGGCUGGUGGGCUGCUUGUAGCCUUCCAUUACCUCAAGAAUUUUGUAUGGCUGAUGGAUAGGAAGGUAAGAGUUCUUUAUCACUGCAGAAACUGUUGAGUAUUUGUUUAGAUCUCACAUUCUAUUGUUUCUCAAUGUGUUCUAGGUAUCAUUAGUUAUUUUGUUAUUUUCUCGGUACGCAGUUGAAAAUGAUGUUUGGACUGUAAGAACCACAAGGAAUGCAAAUUUUUUGGUUAAUUCUGACUUGAAAUGUUCA
Messenger RNA from Sesamum indicum (sesame), 1928 nucleotides. Its product is annotated as transcription factor-like protein DPB. NCBI's taxonomy places the organism in Eukaryota, Viridiplantae, Streptophyta, Magnoliopsida, Lamiales, Pedaliaceae. Gene Ontology annotation, molecular function: RNA polymerase II transcription regulatory region sequence-specific DNA binding; DNA-binding transcription factor activity, RNA polymerase II-specific. Gene Ontology annotation, cellular component: transcription regulator complex; nucleus. The record is from RefSeq and is a predicted model, not a curated record. Gene Ontology annotation, biological process: regulation of cell cycle; regulation of transcription by RNA polymerase II.